Molecule: messenger RNA, 1834 nt
Organism: Chenopodium quinoa (quinoa)
Lineage: Eukaryota; Viridiplantae; Streptophyta; Magnoliopsida; Caryophyllales; Amaranthaceae
Product: probable purine permease 11
Exons: 3
Coding region: 427-1566 (379 amino acids)
Cellular component (GO): membrane
Molecular function (GO): purine nucleoside transmembrane transporter activity
Source: RefSeq, a predicted model, not a curated record
AAAAAAACUUUUGUCUCUCCUUCGUCAAAUGAAAAAAAAAAAAAACUGAAAAAAAUAAAAUAAAAAUGGUCUCUCCUCCAAAGUCUAACUAACAACAGAAAAAAAGAAAAAAAACUUAGAUUCAGUCGCUGGUGAUGAUUAACGGUUAUAAAAUAAUUUAAUAAUUAGAUAUAAUUACAAAUGCUCUUUUUCUUCCCUUUUAUCACUUUUCCAUAUUCAAUUCAGACAAAUUUACGGUCCCAAGGAAAUUCAAAUCCACUUACUCCUUUCAGGUGAAGUUGUUGCACCUAUGAUUAAAUUUACAUUUGGAAUAGUGUGUAAACAAUCUAGGGGUACUACAGCUUCUCCCAGACUGAAGAAAUUUUUUGUAUGAUCAUUGGUAAAAAAAUGAUCAUUCGUUAAGGAUUCAACAAAAUAUAUAAUCCAAUGCAGGAUUUAGCAGAUAUCGAAUACCCUAUCUUGGCUAGAGUCAGAACACAAAUUGAGGUAUCACCAUUUCUGAAGCUUACACGGAAGCGAUGGUGGAUGUUAGUGUCAAUCAAUAUUGCCUUUGUUCUUGUAGGCCAAACUGCAGCUGUUUUGCUAGGUAGAUUUUACUAUGCUGAAGGUGGAACAAGCAUGUUUCUAGCAACUAUUGUACAAACUGCAGGAUUCCCCAUACUCUGCAUUCCACUGAUCCUUAUUCCAUUACCGCCAAGUUCUUCACCUCCUCCUGAUCCACGUACAAAGAAGCACAUUGUUUUCAUCUAUCUUUCUCUUGGUGUACUCCUUGCUGGUAACAAUUUGCUUUAUGCUGUAGGACUUUUGUUUCUCUCAGCCUCUACCUAUUCUCUCAUCUGUGCAACACAGCUAGCUUUCAAUGCAGUCCUCUCGUACUUCAUUAACAAUCAAAAGUUCACCCCAUUGAUCCUGAACUCGGUAGUUAUUCUCUCCUUCUCUGCGGCCCUACUAGCUGUGAAUGGUGAUUCCAAUUCACCGGCAGGGGUAUCUAAACUGGAAUAUUCUAUUGGUUUUGUAUGCACUCUAGGCGCCUCAGCAGUGUAUGCCCUUCUUCUGUCUCUGAUGCAGCUUUCCUUUCAGAAAGUGUUGAAAUCUGAAAGUUUUGCCGUAGUUAUGAAGAUGCAAAUAUACACUUCACUCAUAGCAACUAUUGUUUCAAUAGGCGGACUCUUUGCAAGUGGGCAAUGGAGGACUUUACACGUAGAGAUGGAAAAUUUUAACUCAGGACCUCCGUCGUACUUUAUGACCUUGGUUUGGACUGCUAUAUCUUGGCAAAUUUGUUCAGUUGGUGUAGUUGGCUUGAUCUUUUUGGUAUCUUCUCUCUUUUCAAAUGUCAUUAGUACAGUAGCUCUCACUGCUGCUCCUAUUGCAUCACUGAUAGUUUUCCGUGAAACAAUGAAUGGAGCAAAGGUAAUCGCGAUGCUUCUGGCACUAUGGGGAUUUGCUUCUUAUUUGUUUCAGAACUAUCUGGAUGAUAGUAGAACCAUGGAAACCCAGAAAUCCACAGAAACCGAUAGUAGCAAUGAGAUCCGUAAGGAGUCUUCUUGCGUUGUAUCUUUAGCAUGAGUAAGCUAGUGGCAACAUUCUUUUGGAUUUAUUCCUUCUGUUUCAUGAUUUAAGUCACUGAUGGAGUAUUUGAGUGUAAUCUUAUUCAGUAUUUUUUUUUACUUAAUUUUAAAUUAAUGUAAACAGUGAGUGUCUUGUAUAGUUGUAUGUUAAUGAAACUGAGGGAGUAGAUUAAACAGACAAUUGUAGUGAGAUCCCUAAGGGUUUUAUCUUGCUGUAUCUGUAACAGAAUUGAAUGAUUGGUAACAUUUUUACUUUGUUGAUUCAA